Messenger RNA from Brassica oleracea var. oleracea, 2258 nucleotides. RefSeq names its product pentatricopeptide repeat-containing protein At2g36980, mitochondrial. The record is from RefSeq and is a predicted model, not a curated record. Lineage: Eukaryota; Viridiplantae; Streptophyta; Magnoliopsida; Brassicales; Brassicaceae. Gene Ontology annotation, biological process: RNA modification. Bases 245 to 2104 code for a protein of 619 amino acids. The transcript has a single exon. Gene Ontology annotation, molecular function: protein binding; RNA binding.
UAAACCGGUUUUGUCACUUUACAUUAAUUUGGCGGUAAUGCUACUCUUUGCCGACCCCAAACCCCCUUUCAAAAGUCUGGUGAUUGUUGUGAAAACGUAGUUUUGCUUAUGCAACUUUGUUCUUAGGACACCAGAAAAUGUUACUCCAUCUGCUCAAAUCCACUUUUCAUCAGCGAAAGAUAUGAACUUCACUUUCUGAAAACUAAAAAACAGAAACGAUAUGACUUCAUGAUCAUAUACCCAAAUGUCUCUUUUGUUUCGUCUUACUUCAAAGGUCGCGUCUUUAGCCAAAUCAGGUCGCAUAGCCACCGCCCGCCAGGUGUUCGACGAAAUGCCUGAAAGAGACACCGUGUCGUGGAACACAAUGCUAACGAGCUAUUCCCGGUUAGGUCUACAUCAGGAAGCUAUUUCGAUGUUCGCCCACUUGAGAUUCUCCGAUUCCAAGCCUGAUGGUUAUUCAUUUACAGCGAUCUUGAGCACUUGUGCGAGUCUACGUGAUGUUAGAUUAGGAACACAGGUUCACUCUCUAGUGAUCCGGUCUAGCUACGAUGCUUCAUUGGAGGUGAACAACUCUCUUAUUGAUAUGUACGGUAAGUGCUCUGACACUCUCAGCGCUAACAAAGUGUUUAGAGAUAUGGGCAAUGGUGUUAGAAAUGAAGUAACUUGGUGCUCUCUUUUGUCUGCGUAUAUGAGUUCUGGAGAGUUUGAAUCUGGCGUUGAUGUUUUUGAUGAAAUGCCGAAAAGGGUUGUGUAUGCGUGGAAUAUAAUGAUCUCUGGCCAUGCCCAGUGUGGAAAGGUUGAAUCUUGUUUAAGUUUAUUCAGAGAGAUGUUGCUGGAGAGUGAGUGUGAACCGGAUUGUUACACGUUUAGUUCUCUGAUGAACGCUGCUUGUGGUGGUGAUUCAUCGAAUCUUGUUUAUGGACGGAUGGUUCAUGCUGUUAUGGUGAAGAGCGGGUGGGACUCUGCGGUUGAGGCGAAGAACUCCGUGUUGAGUUUCUACGCGAAAGUAGGAUGCAGAGAUGAUGCAAUGAGAGAGUUCGAGUCUAUUGAAGUCUUGACUCAGGUAUCUUGGAACUCUAUUAUCGACGCGUGUAUGAAAACAGGAGAUACAGAGAGGGCUCUUGAGGUUUUUCAGCUAGCUCCUGAGAGAAAUAUCAUUACUUGGACUACAAUGAUUGCAGGGUACGGUAAGAACGGAGAUGGAGAGCAAGCACUGAGAUUUUUCGUUGAGAUGAUGAGAUCUGAAGUGUAUUCUGAUCAUUUUGCGUAUGGUUCCGUUCUUCACGCGUGUUCAGGAUUAGCUCUUUUAGGACAGGGGAGAAUGAUACACGGUUGUUUGAUCCAUCGUGGCUUUCAAGGCUAUGCUUAUGUUGGUAACGCUUUGGUUAAUUUGUAUGCUAAAUGUGGAGAUAUCAACGAAUCAAACCGUGCGUUUAGUGAUAUAGGUAACAAAGAUUUGGUCUCUUGGAACACGAUGAUUUUCGCGUUCGGUGUGCACGGGUUAGCAGAGGAAGCUCUAAAGCUCUAUGAAGACAUGAUAGCGUCAGGGACUAAACCAGACAAAGUUACGUUCAUUGGGUUGCUGACAACUUGCAGCCAUUCAGGACUUGUGGAGGAAGGAUGCGCGGUUUUUAAAUCAAUGGUUAAGGAUUAUGGAAUCUCAUUGGAAGUAGAUCAUGUGACAUGUAUGAUAGAUAUGUUUGGGAGAAGUGGACAUCUAGCAGAAGCAAAGGAGUUGGCUACAGCUUAUAAUAGCUCGUGGGAAGCUCUUUUGGGUGCUUGUUCUACGCAUUUGGAGACAGAGUUAGGAAAUGAAGUUAGUAAAGUCCUGAAGAUAGCGGAGCCAAGCGAGGAGAUGAGUUUUGUUCUGUUGUCAAACUUGUACUGCUCUAGUGGGAGGUGGAAGGAAGCAGAAGAUGUGAGGAGGGAGAUGGCUGAACGAGGCAUGAAGAAAACGCCUGGAUGUAGCUGGAUUGAAGUAGGAAACCAAGUUUCAGCUUUUGUAGUCGGUGACUGUACUUCACACCCACGCAUUGAUGAGCUUUCUGAAACUUUGAGAUGGCUUCAAUAUGACAUGAGAAACCCUGAAACGUUUGGACCUUGAGAUGACGCAGACACAUACACUAUUGUAUCAGUAAUAAUAAGCAAAUGAAGCAGAGAUGUAGCCUUCUUUUCAUUAAGAACAUGAAGCUGUGUUAACUUCAAAUUAAUUCGUUAACACAAACAAGCAGUGUGGUACAAUCAAAACAAACAAUGUC